Brienomyrus brachyistius is the source of this 7824-nucleotide messenger RNA. Its product is annotated as protein unc-13 homolog B-like. The coding region runs from base 231 to 5027 and encodes 1598 amino acids. Gene Ontology annotation, molecular function: calmodulin binding; calcium ion binding; phospholipid binding. The transcript has 40 exons. Gene Ontology annotation, biological process: synaptic vesicle priming; synaptic transmission, glutamatergic; synaptic vesicle maturation. The record is from RefSeq and is a predicted model, not a curated record. Lineage: Eukaryota; Metazoa; Chordata; Actinopteri; Osteoglossiformes; Mormyridae. Gene Ontology annotation, cellular component: presynaptic active zone cytoplasmic component; neuromuscular junction; synaptic vesicle membrane.
CCUGUUAAUUUUCCAUCAUGGCGUUGCGAGGUUUGGAGAUGUUAUUCUCAAGUCUCAGCUCUGAAAUGUGUUUUUACCUAUUAUCCUGUUCGUAACAGUAAGUGAAGACUUCGAAAAGUGUGUGGAGCCACAGUUUUCUAGUGAUGGAUCAUACCCGGUGGAUUCUUUUUGUCCCGGUUUAACUUCGUCAACUCCAAUAAGGAUAUUUUUAUAUACAUAAAGCUCUGGCAAUGUCUCUGCUCUGUGUGAGAGGCUCCGGAGCCCGCGACCCUGAUCACGGUGAGCAGUUUCAGAAAAUGGUCAAGAAGGCCAAGUUACAAGGACCCCCGUAUAAGUUCAAUGCCUAUGUGACUCUGAAGGUUCAAAAUGUAAAAAGUACAACCAUCGCAGUUCGUGGAGACCAGCCUUGCUGGGAGCAGGACUUCAUGUUUGAGAUCAGUCGCCUAGACCUUGGCUUGAUUGUGGAGGUAUGGAACAAGGGACUCUUCUGGGACACCAUGGUGGGAACUGCUUGGAUCCCCCUGAAGAGCAUCCCUCAGUCAGACGAGGAGGGCCCCGGCGAAUGGACCUUUCUUGAUUCCGAGGUGCUAAUGAAGGCAGAUGAGAUCUAUGGUACCAAGAACCCCACGGCCCAUCGCGUUCUGCUGGACUCGCACUUUGAGCUACCUUUCGAUAUACCGGAAGAUGAGGCUCGGUACUGGACUUGCAAAUUGGAACAAAUCAACACCAUGCGGAUACAUGAUGAGGACCCCCUGCAGGAUGAAGUUCAAAGAAGACCGCUACCAUCGGCUGCCUCGCAGUGCUCCCUUGAUGACCAUGACAGUGCAGUGGAUGACAGGGACAGUGACUACCGCAGUGAGACCAGCAGCAGCCUGCCCCCUCGAUACCACAGCACAGCACAGCCCAAUUCCUCCAUGCACCAGUAUCCCAUGGGGUCUCUGCUGGCUCAGCAGGCUGAAUCCCGGGAGUCAUGCACAGAAUCCAUGCAAAGCUAUGAUAUGGAUUGCAGGGAACACCAUGGCACCAGCCCUAUGGAGAGCAGCCACGCUGGCUCCUCAGGAGAUCUCAGCCAGGCCAGUUCCCAGCUCAGCGAGAUGGGUCAGGACAGCGUGCCGCUUUCGGAAGCCGAGGAGCGCCGGGAACUGGACUCUCGUCACUGCUACCACAGCACAGCUAGCUACCGGCCUGCCAACGGCCACACUGCCUGGGAGGACACGGAGGAGAUCAGGAGCAGGGAAAGCGAGAAUGGCAUUCUGCCAAAAGCCAGAGCUUCCCCAGAGCAGAUGCCAACAACCUUUGAGAAGAAGCCUGAGGAUCCAGUUGCAAGUUUUCUGGCCGGUGAGCCCCUACCGUUUUCUCCAUCAAGAUUACGCUGGCUGAGGGCCAUCAACAAAGUCCGUCUUCAGCUUCAGGAGGAAAGAGAAGAUGGCGACAAUGGGAAACUGCCGUGGAUCAAAGCGGGAGGUGGUUGUGGCCUCUUUGGGAUCGACAGCAUGCCAGACCUCCGCAAAAAGAAGCCAGUCCCUUUGGUCAGUGACCUGUCCCUGGUGCAAUCCAGGAAGGCUGGGAUCACAUCCGCCAUGGCGACUCGCUCAUCCACCAAAGAUGAGGAACUGAUGAACCAUGUGUACAAGAAGACCCUCCAGGCACUCAUUUACCCCAUAUCCUGCACCACACCUCACAACUUUGAGAUCUGGACAGCUACCACUCCCACCUACUGCUACGAGUGUGAGGGCCUGCUGUGGGGAAUCGCCAGGCAGGGGAUGCGCUGCACUGAGUGUGGGGUCAAGUGUCACGAGAAGUGCCAGGACCUGCUCAACGCUGACUGUCUGCAGAGAGCAGCGGAGAAGAGCUCCAAACAUGGGGCAGAGGACCGUACGCAGAACAUCAUCAUGGCAAUGAAGGAUCGCAUGAAAAUCCGUGAGAGGAACAAGCCUGAGAUCUUUGAAAUGAUUCGGGAUGUGUUUACCAUCAGCAAGGUCAGCCAUGCUCAGCAGAUGAAGACCAUCAAGCAGAGUGUGCUGGAUGGAACUUCAAAGUGGUCUGCAAAGAUCACUAUCACGGUUUUUUGUGCCCAAGGGCUCCAGGCAAAGGAUAAGACAGGAUCUAGUGACCCCUAUGUCACGGUCCAGGUGGGCAAGACAAAGAAAAGAACAAAGACCAUCUAUGGGAACCUUAACCCAGUAUGGGAGGAAAAGUUUCAUUUUGAGUGCCACAACUCCUCAGACCGGAUAAAGGUGCGAGUGUGGGACGAGGAUGAUGAUAUCAAGUCGCGUGUCAAGCAGCGGCUGAAGCGAGAGUCUGAUGACUUCUUAGGGCAGAGCAUCAUUGAGGUCCGCACUCUGAGCGGCGAGAUGGAUGUCUGGUACAACCUGGAGAAACGGACGGACAAGUCUGCGGUGUCCGGGGCCAUUCGGCUCCAGAUUAGCGUGGAAAUCAAAGGGGAGGAGAAGGUGGCGCCCUACCACGUCCAGUACACCUGUCUGCACGAGAACCUGUUUCAUCAUUCCACGGACGUUCUGGGCCAGGGUGUUGUCAAGAUCCCAGAUUCUAAGGGAGAUGAUGGAUGGAAGGUGUAUUUUGAUGAAGUGACUCAGGAGAUUGUGGAUGAGUUUGCAAUGCGAUAUGGGAUCGAGUCCAUCUACCAGGCUAUGACGCAUUUUGCCUGCCUGUCCUCCAAGUACAUGUGCCCGGGGGUCCCUGCAGUGAUGAGCACACUGCUGGCCAACAUCAACGCCUUCUACGCCCACACCACGGCCUCCACCAAUGUGUCUGCUAGUGACCGCUUUGCUGCUUCAAACUUCGGGAAAGAGCGAUUUGUUAAGCUUCUAGACCAGCUGCACAACUCCUUACGCAUUGACCUCUCCAUGUAUCGCAACAACUUUCCAGCCAGCAGCAAGGAACGUUUACAGGACCUGAAGUCUACUGUGGACCUCCUGACCAGCAUCACCUUCUUCAGGAUGAAGGUCCAGGAAUUACAGAGCCCCCCAAGGGCCAGUCAGGUGGUACGUGACUGUGUCAAGGCCUGUCUAAACUCCACUUAUGAGUACAUCUUCAACAACUGUCAGGAGCUCUACUUUCGCCAGUACCAGCCAGCAGGACAUGACAAAGAGCUGCCUUUGGAAGAACAGGGCCCCAGUAUCAAGAACCUGGACUUCUGGCCCAAACUCAUCACCCUGAUUGUAUCAAUCAUUGAGGAGGACAGGAGUUCCUACACUCCAGUUCUCAACCAGUUCCCUCAGGAGCUUAAUGUGGGGAAGGUUUGUGCAGAGGUCAUGUGGACACUCUUUUCCCAGGACAUGAAGUAUGCAAUGGAGGAGCACGAGAAGCACAGGCUCUGUAAGUGUGCAGAUUACAUGAACCUGCACUUCAAGGUGAAAUGGCUGUAUAAUGAGUAUGUGAAAGACCUGCCUGCCUUCAAAGGAGUCGUUCCAGAUUAUUCCGCAUGGUUCCUGCAGUUUGUUCUGCAGUGGCUAGACGAGAACGAGGACGUUUCCAUGGAGUUCAUGCAUGGAGCAUUAGAGAGAGACAGGAAAGAUGGAUUCCAGCAGACGUCAGAACAUGCCCUGUUCUCUUGUUCUGUUGUGGACAUCUUCACCCAGCUCAACCAGAGCUUUGAGAUCAUCAAAAAGCUUGAUUGUCCUGACCCCAAAGUCUUGGCUCACUACAGCCGACGCUUUGCUAAGACCAUUGCCAAAGUCCUGUUGCAGUAUUGUGCCAUUCUGACCAAGUGCUUUGCCUCCUACUGCGACAAAGAGAAAAUCCCAUGUGUGCUGUUGAACAACGUGCAGCAGCUUCGUGUCCAGUUGGAGAAGAUGUUUGAGUCCAUGGGCGCCAAACAGAUGGAUCCUGAGGCCAGUGACCUCCUGAAUGAGCUGCAGGUGAAGUUAAAUAAUGUGCUGGAUGAGCUGAGUGCGAUAUUUGGAAACAGUUUCCAGAGCCGAAUUGAUGACUGUCUGAGGCAGAUGGCUGACCUCUUGUAUCAGAUCAAGGGUCCUGUCAACUCCAACAGCCGCAACACCGUGGAGGCCGACUCUGAUAAUGUACUGCGACCUCUCAUGGACUUCCUAGAUGGGAACCUGAUGCUCUUUGCAACAGUGUGUGAAAAAACUGUUCUCAAGCGUGUACUAAAGGACCUAUGGAGGAUUGUGAUGAACAGCCUGGAGAAGACCAUCGUCCUGCCUCAGGGCAGUGACACCACAGGAGCCCAGAUGAUUCUUUCUGCCGCCAAGGAGCUGGGCAACAUCUCCAAGCUCAAGGAUCACAUGGUGUCAGGAGAGGCAAAAAGCCUCACACCUAAGCAAUGUGCUGUCAUGGACAUGGCCCUGGACACAAUAAAGCAAUAUUUCCAUGCUGGAGGAAACGGGCUGAAGAAGACCUUCCUGGAGAAGAGUCCAGAACUGUCGUCCCUGCGCUAUGCUCUCUCGCUGUACACCCAGACCACAGAUGCUCUCAUCCGGACCUUUGUUACUACGCAACACAACCAGGGCUCAGGUGUGGACAAGGCUGUGGGGGAGGUGUCCAUACAGGUGGAUCUCUUCACUCAUCCUGGCACCGGGGAGCAUAAGGUCACAGUGAAAGUUGUUGCAGCAAAUGACCUAAAGUGGCAGACGUCUGGAAUGUUCCGGCCAUUUGUCGAGGUCACUAUGAUCGGACCCCACCUCAGUGACAAAAAACGCAAGUUCACCACCAAGUCUAAGAACAACAGCUGGGCGCCAAAGUUCAAUGAAACUUUCCACUUCAUCCUGGGGAAUGAGGACGGACCCCAGUGCUAUGAGCUGCAGGUGUGCGUGAAAGAUUACUGCUUCGGACGGGCGGACCGCGUGCUGGGAAUCUCCGUGCUCCAGCUGCGCGACGUGGUCGAGCGGGGCAGCUGUGCCUGCUGGUGUCCCCUCGGCUGCAGGGUACACCUGGACGACACGGGACAGACCAUCCUGCGCAUUCUGUCCCAGCGCGCUGGUGACGAGGUGGCCAAGGAGUUUGUCAAGCUCAAGUCUGAGACACGGUCAGCUGAGGAAGGCAGAUGAACAGGGGACUGCAAGGGGGGUGGGGGCUCUGACAGGUGCCAAUCAUGAACAAUGAGCAGGUCAUUGGUCCGUAACACCAAAGGUUUGCGACAUAUACUGGUAACUGGGAAGAGAUUAACUCUUUUAACCGCUAAAGUAUUCUGCUCCUUUAAAGUGUCACAAAAAAAAUGUAAUAAAAGCAACCCUUUCGGCUACAUGCAUAAGCAGGAAGAGGAAGGUCUUUCCUGGUCUAACUUCCAGCCAUACCUGCCUACCCUGCAUUCUCUUUGGCUCACAUGAAGCCAUCAAAAAUUGCUUCCUCAAACUUCCUGUUUCAUCUGAAGCUGUGUCAUGCAUAAACACACAGUCUUGUCACUGUAGAUCUUCUAGAGUCCUCAAUGCCGUCUGCCCUCUCGUCCAGUUGCCAAUCUGCCAUCUCCUCACUCCCUAUGCUAGCCACGUGCAAUAUGCUCCCAUCAUGGAUGCCUUACCUUUACCUACAUGUGUGAAUUUGGAUGUGUGAUUGUGCCACAGAGUGUUAAGCAGUAUUGACUGUGCUCCUGGUAACACUGAGACUUUAAUUUAUCGUUAUAUCGGGAAGUCCGAUAUGCACACAUAGCCACACGUUUCACACUGAAAGAAUUUAUAUCUGCUUAUGUUUCAUAGACGCUGGGAAAACUGUAGAAUGAUACGAACAAACUUAAGUUUUUUUGGCAGUUAUCUCGGUCUGUACAUCAGACCAUUUGGCAGGUGACACAUGGCAGAGCGUCUUGUAUCGGUCAUGCCGGUAUGGUCUCAAGUGUUUGACGUUUCUCUUUUUUUUUUUGUUUAGUUUUUGGACCAGUAAAGCCAGCUUUUAUUAUCGCACUGUUUGUUCUUGGUAAGUGUCCCAGAGUCUCCCGUGCUCAGACAGCUGCUGGUUCUGGUCAGUCAGAGAUGCGUUAAGCCUAAACUGAGUGCCUUCGCUAAGGUUCUGGCUAUGUGUAGUAUUUGGUCACGCCGUUCUCACGACACCCACGCGAUCUCGCCGAGCAGCCUGGAGCAUAAAGGUGUAAUGGAGGCCUGUCCACGGGCAGCUCGCACAUGCUGCCUUCAUAGAUUCCCCACACACAGCACUCUGUAUUCAUAUGUACUUUAUCUUAAAGGUAUUGGGGCUAAAAUGGUCUUCUCAUGGUUGUGAGAAUGAUUCCCAUGCAAUCAUGCAGGGACUGAGUAGUUCCAACAUAUUUUUAUGAGUAUGUGUCAGGCGAAGUUAGGAAUAGCUGUGAAUGUUCAUUAUUAUUUAUUAAUCUAUUUAUUUAGUGGGAUUUAGCUUUUAAUGUCGUACACUGGAAAAUUGUCUCUAAACGUUUUGGUUUCUGGGUAUUGAGAUAGCAUUGAAUCUGAUUUCUGUGAAUGGGUGGCUGUGAAUUUCAUCUUGACGGAUAAAUUUCAGGCCCUGAAACAUCAUAUUUCAGUGGGAUAUAGAGGGGGAUUUAUGUUUAAAUCAGAUUUGUUAAACAUUACUAACUCUAUUAUUCGACUUGGCAUGAGAAUUAACUGUUUGGAUGGAGAGAAACCAGGCGAUUUCUGUAAUCAGGCUGUCAAUUUGAUCUGAGGAUCACUGUGUGAUCGCUUUGGUUUUCUUAUAAGGAUGCAUUUCCCAGCCUUUCAGUCACGUCCAUAUCAGUGUGUGGAGCAGUCCCGCUCACACAUUCACAAAUGUUUUUUUUUAUUUAUUCUUCAUUUCUAGUGAGUUUUUAUUUCUUUCUUACUCAGUGGCCUUAAAGUGGUGAAUACACAAGAUGCCAAGUGUUAAAUCUCUGUAUAACAAUCACACAGUAAUAUUGUGCUUUUAUGCUAUGUUGAUCAUAAAAAACUAGUGAAAAGACUAGUAGAAUGGAGAGAAAUGUACUUCAGACAGCAAUAGUAGGUGACAUUCUCAACAUGCACUUUUUCUUUGAAAUACAUGAUUCUCUGGCCGUUCGUUUAGCCACUUGGAAACUUUGCUGUUAUUUUUAUUUCUGUCACCUUUCUGUUCUUAAAGUAUAAGUGUUUGUUGUUGGCUCUUUUUGAUGAACCAUCCCUCUUCAGUCAGACUCCAAGAAAAUCUAAAGACUCUGUUGUGAUAACAUGUCUCUCACUGAAACCCAUUUGGCUGCUCACUGCGAUGCUGGCCGUGUGGCUAACAGCAUUUGUUCUUCUCCACUGCAUUUUCACACCCACAUCACCACUCUCUGAUGUGCAUUCCAACAUGGCUGUCGUCUGGAUGUCACAUGCUGGGACCCCGCAACCUUCUUGCUGGUUUGCAGGUUAUAGUUGAGGAUCUACUCUUGGGCUUUGGGUGUGGCUAGAUGGGACAGGGGUGUGGCUAAAUGUGAUUGGGGGGGGGGGGUGGCUAGAUCGGAUGGAGGUGUGGCUAGAUGGGUGGGGGAGUGGCUAGAUCGGAUGGAGGUUUGCCUAGAUGAAAUGGAGGUUUGCCUAUGUGGGAUGGGGGUAAGGCUUCUGGCCAAAUGUGAAGGUGGGAUCUGCAAUACUGUGUGCAUAAUCGGUGCCAAGCAGUGCUUUUCCUUUGUUAAUACUUUAUAUGUGAAUUCCUGCCCAUUGUCACCGUAAUGGCAUGUGUUGUAUAGCAAUCAAAGUAACUAGAUUUGGGUUGUGAAUUUUUAUGUAACAACACUGGGAAAAAUAGUAUUGAUCAUUAAAUGUAUACAUAACUAGUGAUUUUUGUAUUUAAACAAUUUAAUGAACUUUUUUCCCCAUUUAUUUUUUGCAAGAUACAGUAACUGAUCCUUGUUUUAUUCAAAUUAAAUGGCAGAUAUAAUAAACACAAUGUUUA